AUGACCGAAACGGCAUUAAUAUAUACAUUACACGACACAGCCAACGGACAGACAAGAAACGGCUAUGAGUUUCCAGGAGAUAUCAUUAGUAAUCUCGUCACCACUACUCUCUGCACUACUAUUGUGAUCUGGCAUGGACGCACUUCCCGGAACAGUAUCAGAUUAUGGCUUGACGGCACCGAAUUCGAACCAAAGCUCGAUAAAACCAACGAAGAUCUCGAGGCCCAGACUCAAUGCGUUCAGUACAUGGCUGUUGAUAGCGCUCUUCAUCCCAUGAGAGCUAUUGACGGUGACAAAAAACCUCUGCGGCAGUGGUUGAAAGGCGUUGAGCGUUGUCAGAAGAGCGGUGGUGAAGACUACGACUUAGUUCAAAAGAAAAAAUAG
Messenger RNA from Morchella importuna, 384 nucleotides. RefSeq lists its product as uncharacterized. Bases 1 to 384 code for a protein of 127 amino acids. Lineage: Eukaryota; Fungi; Ascomycota; Pezizomycetes; Pezizales; Morchellaceae. The record is from RefSeq and is a predicted model, not a curated record. The transcript is spliced from 3 exons.